Camelina sativa (false flax) is the source of this 678-nucleotide messenger RNA. NCBI's taxonomy places the organism in Eukaryota, Viridiplantae, Streptophyta, Magnoliopsida, Brassicales, Brassicaceae. The record is from RefSeq and is a predicted model, not a curated record.
UCAAUCUAACAAAAACAUAAAAGCAUUCAGUUUUCAAGCAGAAGUUUAGAGACAAUGGCUAUCAUCAAUUUCGAGGAUCAAACCACAUUGUACAAUUUCGUGGUCAAAGAAGGUAACGGCGUGAAAGGUAUGAUAGACUCGGGCCUCUCCAUUGUUCCAAAGCCCUUCGUCCAGCCUAUCUCUGAGAGAAUCCCGACCCAAAACGCCCUUACUUGUGAGGCUUCCCAGCCGAUCGAUCUUUCCCAUCUAAACGGCCCACACCACAAGGAGGUGGCCAAACAGAUCGUUGAAGCUGCUGAGACGCUUGGCUUCUUCCAGGUGGUGAACCAUGGUGUUUCAGUGGAGCUGCUCGAAUCGCUGAAAACGUCGGCUCAUGAGUUUUUCGCACAAGCUCCUGAGGAAAAAGCGAUAUACCUAAAAGAAGUGAGUCCAAGCAAGCUGGUUAAGUACGGAACGAGCUUCGUGCCAGAUAAGGAGAAGGCGAUUGAGUGGAAGGAUUAUGUGAGCAUGAUGUACACCAGUGACCAUGAGGCUCUUCAACACUGGCCUCAACCAUGCAGAGAUGUGGCACUUAAGUUCAUGAAGUCAUCCAUGGAAAUGGUGAAAAAUGUAGUCAACAUUCUGAUGGAAAAUGUAGGAGUGAAACUAGAAGAAGAGAGGAUGAAUGGUUUGAUGGGA